This is a messenger RNA of Closterium sp. Yama58-4, 1998 nucleotides long. Lineage: Eukaryota; Viridiplantae; Streptophyta; Zygnematophyceae; Desmidiales; Closteriaceae. The record is from the annotation of a GenBank genome assembly.
AUGUUGAGCACAUUGGGCCACUUCCUGCAAUCACAAUGGUCGCCACAGUGGGGACCCAGCCCUCCUCCCUGGCCGCAGCAGCAGUUGAACUUUGGCACAGCAGCCAUGGCCGCUCAAGCCUCACCUGCCCCCCUUUGGGGUGCCCCACCCCCCCCAAGUAGCACUGCCACCCCUCUCACUCACGAGAGCUUCCUUGGCAACAUAGCUAUUUCGCCCUCUCUUCCUUCCAUGUACCCAUCCAACAUUAAUGAAACCACUUUCCAGUACUCAGUGUCUUCCUCCUCCUCCUCACCCACUCUGGACUUUGUCCUUGACAGUGGGGCCACUGAGACCGCCCUCAAAGACGCUGGUACACUCACACCCCUCUCCCCUCCCACUCAAGUUCACGGUGCUGACAGCAGCUUCACCAUCCCAUGCACACACCUCUCCACUCUCCCCUGUUCACUCUUCCCCUCUGGCAAGGUAACUGGUCUCCACAUCCCCACUCUCCGAAACAACCUCCUCUCCCACCGUGAAAUCCAAGGUGCAGGUAUCACUGCCGUCUAUCCUGGUAAUGCCACCUACUGUGACCUUUACCACACUGCCUCCGGCCGCUUCCUCCUCCGCAUACCCCUCUGCCCUCGCACUCGCCUCUACACUCUCCGCACUCCGUGGCCAUCCUCCUGCCAUGUUACCACUCGUGCGGGUACCUCCACCAGCCCUCCCCAUCUCCCUCCCUCUCCUCCCACUCCGUCUCCUCCCCACUCCUCCAUCCCUUCCUCACUCAUUCCAAUCCCCUCCACCUCCGACCAUCUCUCCCACCCCGCUGUUCUCCUACAUCACCGACUCGGCCAUCCGAAUUUUGCCGCUCUCCGCACUGCCGUCACCUCACGACUUCUUCACAGCCUCCCUCCAACGCUUCCUCCCCUUCCCUCCUCCCCAGCCCCCCCAUGCCCCUCCUGCAUCCACGGCAAACUCAAACAAUCUCCUCACCACAGCCACCCAUCCUUCGCUCCUGCACCCAUUGACCUUGUCCAUAUGGACCUCUGGGGGCCCUCUCCCACCCGCUCACGCCAAGGCCAUCGCUACAUGUUGGUUCUUGUUGACGAUCACAGCCGCUACUCCUCCAUUUUCCUCCUCCACACCAAAGACCAGGCGCCGACCAUUAUCAUUAACUGGGCAGAGCAAUGCCGCACCCACUUCAAACGUCCCAUCGGCCGCCUCCACUCUGAUGGGGGAGGCGAAUUCCUCAACCGCACUCUCUCUCACUACUGCACCACCCAUGGCAUCCAACAGACCCACACUCUUCCCCACUCCCCACAGCAGAACGGCGUUGCAGAAAGCCGCAUUCGCGAAAUCACUAAGAUCGCCCGCUGUCUCCUUGCUCACGCCUCCACCCCUCCCUCUCUCUGGGGCUAUGCCCUCCUCCAUGCUGCCCUCCUCCUCAACCUUCACUCCCAUCCCCAACACACUGCCGCUACCCCCACGGAGCUCUGGUCAGGAACCAAACCUGACGCUGCCGACCACCCCGUACUACUCCUCCCCACCACCGGACCCCCUCCCUCCUCCCACACGUCCUCUCGCUUGGGCCGACACCGUCCUCCCUCCCCUCCUCCCUCCGGCACCUCUUCUCCCACCCCUCCCCACCCCGCUUCCGCCACCUUCAUCCGCCGACGUCUACGAUCCCACUGCUCCUGCCUCCCCCGCACACUCCACGGCUCCCCCUCCCCCCUCCCCUUCCCACUCCCCUCCUCAUCCAUCACAGCAGCAGCAGCAGCAGCAGCAGCAGCAGCAGCAGCCGCAGCAGCAGCAAGGGCAGCACCAGCAGCAGCAGCAGCAGCAGCAGCAGCCGCAGCAGCCACAACAGCAACAGCAGCCGCAGCAGCAGCAGCAGCAGCAGCAGCAGCAGCAGCCGCAGCAGCAGCAGGGGUUCCAGCAGCACCAGCAGCAGCAGCGGCGCAGGGCAAUUGCCCGCUCCUCACCCUUCCUCCUCCCUCGCAUGCACACCCGCUCCCUUGA